AUGGCCGCUGCGGGCGCUGACGCAGUGCCUGGUGCCCGUGCUGAAGAGAAUCGAGCGGAGAUCGCCGCACUGAGGCAGGAGAUUUCUUCGUUGCUGACGACCAAUGGACGUUUGCAUCAACAUUUGGGCCAGCUGAAUGGCUACUUUCCAGCUGAUGCUCAUACCGCUCCACGUGUCCAAGGCGAAGAACGCGCGGAGCCUGUGACGGUCUCACCGCCCCGCCAAAGCAAUCCCAAUCCGCCACUGGGUCAGCCGCCGGGGACGACGCCCACUUCUGCUGCGCUAGCGGCCAUGCUGCGGGAACGGGACGAUCUGCAGCAAAGACUGCAAACGACAGAGCUCGCGCGUUGUGCUGCUCAACAGCGCCGGUCCACCGCAGAGGCCGCGUUGCAGCGGGCUUCCGACGAUUUGGACCGGCAAAAGAAGCUGGUGGCCUCAUAUGCAGCAGAAAAGGAACAAUCGGCUAGUGAAGCGGAAGGCCUGCGGCAACAGUUGCGCGAGGCCCAUGAGAAGCUCGCCCAGCUUGACACUGCCUUGACAACGAGGAGCGAACGUGUCCGGGCCAACGAGCGUGAGUAUGCGGAGCUCCGAGUCGAGUACGAUGGCCUGGCGGCAGCGAAUGAAGCCAUCCGAAAGGAGCUGGCGACGACCCGCAGCCGCAUCGCAUCGGAGCAGCAAGGCACCGGUGACCGGCAGCCGGACCUGGAGAAGUGGGAAACGCGUAGAGAGUCUUAG
Molecule: messenger RNA, 735 nt
Organism: Durusdinium trenchii
Lineage: Eukaryota; Dinophyceae; Suessiales; Symbiodiniaceae
Source: the annotation of a GenBank genome assembly